This is a messenger RNA of Cyanistes caeruleus (blue tit), 1816 nucleotides long. The record is from RefSeq and is a predicted model, not a curated record. Lineage: Eukaryota; Metazoa; Chordata; Aves; Passeriformes; Paridae.
CUAGGGCUAGGGUUAGAUUUAGGGUUAGAGUUAGGGUUAGGGCUAGGGUUAGAUUUAGGGCUAGGGCUAGGAUUAGGGCUAGGGUUAGGGCUAGGAUUAGGGCUAGGGCUAGGGUUAGAGCCGUCCCCUGGCUCCGGCUGACUCAGGGUGAGGGUUAGGGCUAGGGUUAGGGCUAGGAUUAGGGCUAGGGCUAGGGUUAGAGCCGUCCCCUGGCUCCGGCUGACUCAGGGUGAGUCACUGCCAAGCUGCAGGCGCAGCGAGCUCUCUCGCACAUUGGCUGCCGGCCGCAGCUCUGGAUGUAGGAGGCUCCGUUCCACGCUCCCCCAGCGCAGCAGCUCUGCUCCCUGCUGCCUCCUCCUCGCCCUCCGUGCAGGAUUGCUGCCUGAGCCCGGGCUCUGCCUCUCGCAGGCGCAGGGAGGAAUCUCCCCCGGCUCCGCUGCAUGCGGGCUGUGGAUGGCCCUGGCUCCUCUCCUGGAGGGGCUCUGCGCUGAUCAUGGACGACUUGGCUCUCCUUGACCUGUUGGAGUGUCCCGUGUGCUUUGAAAAGCUCGACGCCACAGCAAAGGUGCUGCCGUGCCAGCACACGUUCUGCAAGCCGUGUCUGCAGAGGAUCCUGAAAUCCCAGAAGGAGCUGCGGUGCCCCGAGUGCAGGACCCUGGUCCUGGGCAGCAUUGAGCAGCUGCCCUCCAACCUGCUCCUCAUUCGCCUCCUGGAUGGAGUCAGGUGUGGACAGAACGUCACCAGGUUCGGCUCGAUCCAGAGGUCAGGGGUCCUGUCCUCCCCCGCCUCCAUCAGGAGGGUCCCCAGGGGGCUGCAGCUGCAUCAGCACCGGCUGGCAACGAAUCCCAGGCUCCACAUGGAAGGGGUGCCACGAGCCAGGGCCCUGUACACCUACCGCGGGCACAACCCCGGGGAGCUGCGCUUCAACAAGGGGGACACCAUCGCCCUGCUGCGGCAGCUGGAUGAGAACUGGUACCUGGGCGAGCUCAACGGCAUCAGCGGCGUUUUCCCAGCCAGCUCCGUGCAGGUCAUCAAGCACCUGCCCCUGCCCCGCCCGCUCUACAGCCUGGACCUGCGGGGCCGGGCCACUGCGGACAGCAAGGACAUCCUGACCUUCCAGAAGCCCAGCAGCGCUGCUCAGCAGCUCCUGCAGGCCAGCAAAAGCCACUGGUCCCCCCAGUCCAAGGGCGCGUCCCUGCAAACGGCGUCUCCCAAGGCCAAGGCCACGGACUCGGCGGCUUUCCCCAAGGUGCCUGACUCCAGACGGAAAAGUCUGCGGCAGUUCUCCAUCACCACGGCCCUCAACACCCUGAACCGCAUGGUGCACUCGCCCACCGACCGCCCGGCGCUGGAGAUCAGCUCCCCCGUGCUCAUCAGCUCCAGCAACCCCAGCGUGGCCACCCAGAGCAGCGAGAAAGCCGAGCCCCCCUACGGGACCCCUCUCCAGGUCAGCACCUCUUACUACCCCUCACCAGGACCACUGGGGCCUCCAGCAGCCAUCGUCACCCUGCCCCACCUGCAGCAGCACGGGCCAGCUUACCUGUGCGUGGCUCUCCACUCCUACACCGCUCAGGCACCGGACGAGCUGGAGCUGCAGAAGGGAGAAGGGGUCCGUGUCUUCGGCAAGGACCAGGACGGGUGGCUGCGGGGCAUGUCCCUGGUCACGGGCAGAGUCGGCCUCUUCCCCGGCAACUACGUCACCCCCCUCUUCAGGAAAUCUAGUCUCUCCGAGUCCAAGAUGCCUUCCCUGUACACCUCAUGGACGCUGUCGACCUCCUCGCUGUCGUCGCAAGGGAGCGUGUCCGAGAAGGGCCCG